CGCGCCAGCCCCCUGGUCGUGCCCCCUCUAUCAUCGUCGACGAAUUUGAUGACUGUUCGCCUCGCGCUCGAUCGCCUCGCGCACGAAGCCGGCUCGGUGCCAAUGCUGCUCGUCGUGCCCGAGACACCAGCUUUCCGCUGUCGUGCUCGAGAGGCGGCAGCAGGCGCUAUCGUGCUCGAGGUUGGCUGCUCGUACGGAGAGGCGACCGCAUCCCUUCUCGCCGCGGGCGCGGCGUCUGUGCUCGGGCUCGACUCAUCGAUCGAGUGCCUCCGCUCCGCUCGCGGCUCGGAGCGACUCGCGCCGCACCUCUCGACCGGACGCCUCUCCCUCCGCCUGCUCGACGCGCUUCGCUACCCAGCGCAGCUCCAGGCGGCCGCGCAGUCCGUUCGGCCUUCGGUGGUGCUGCUCGAUAUUGGCGGGGACCGUGACCUGCCCUCUGUCUUUCGCACGCUCUGCGCCCUGACCGACGCCACGUCGAGCCGGCCACCCAGGCUCUUCCUCGUCAAAAGCCGCGAGCUGUACGCCGCCGCCGCCGCCGCCGCCGCCGCCGGUGUCGGCACGUGGAGCACCUUGCGAGAGCGGCUGGCGAAGCAUGUCUCUCCGCCGCCGGCCUCGGGCGAGCGAGUGGCGGAGCGGGCCCGGGAGGGGCUGCGGGCGGCGGGAGGAGGCGGAGGAGGAGGCG
Emiliania huxleyi CCMP1516 is the source of this 682-nucleotide messenger RNA. RefSeq lists its product as hypothetical. The transcript is spliced from 4 exons. The annotation marks the transcript as partial. The record is from RefSeq and is a predicted model, not a curated record. NCBI's taxonomy places the organism in Eukaryota, Haptophyta, Isochrysidales, Noelaerhabdaceae.